Strongylocentrotus purpuratus (purple sea urchin) is the source of this 561-nucleotide messenger RNA. RefSeq lists its product as uncharacterized. The record is from RefSeq and is a predicted model, not a curated record. Bases 1 to 525 code for a protein of 174 amino acids. The transcript has 3 exons. Lineage: Eukaryota; Metazoa; Echinodermata; Echinoidea; Camarodonta; Strongylocentrotidae.
AUGCAGGUCAAGACUCUCAACCUGACUAAUCACCAGUGUCUCACACCAGCCUCGUCACAACACCUAUCAGAGGAACUGUGUUCUAUGCCAAACUUAACUGGCUUGACACUCGAUAGAGGGGAUUUACGUGAGGAGUUCUACUCUACAUGGAAAGCAAACGCAUCAUCCAUAAAGGUCAAGACUCUCAACCUGACUAAUCACCAGUGUCUCACACCAGCCUCGUCACAACACCUAUCAGAGGCACUGUGUUCUAUGCCAAACUUGACUGACUUGACACUCGAUGGAGGGGAUUUACGUGAGGAGUUCUACUCUACAUGGAAAGCAAACGCAUCAUCCAUAAAGGUCCAGACUCUCAACCUGACUAAUCACCAGUGUCUCACACCAGCCUCGUCACAACACCUAUUAGAGGCACUGUGUUCUAUGCCAAACUUGACUGACUUGACACUCGAUGGAGGGGAUUUACGUGAGGAGUUCUACUCUACAUGGAAAGCAAACGCAUCAUCCAUAAAGGUAUGUGUGUACUAAUGUAACUGCAUGGUGACGGUCAUUGGCAGACAGAAA